AUGGAGGAGCGCUACCGCACCCCCGUGUCGUCCGGCCUGCUGUGGAACGUCAACCAGCCCGCCAUGCAGCUGGUGCCGCGCAAGCACGCCGAGCUGGCGCCCCUGCUGGCGCGCCGCAACGCGCUCGCGGCGCACCUGUGGCAGGAGCGGCCGCCCGCGCCGCCGAUGCUGCAGGACGCCUUCGCAUGCCGCCGCUGCCACAGCGCCGGCGUGUGCGCGGCCUACCACGCCGUUGUCGAGGGCGGCACCCCCGAGAGCAGCGGCUUCGAGGAGGGCCACUUCGAGUCGCUCGCCGGCCACAUCAGCGCGCCGCACGCGGCGUUUGUGGCGCACUGGAUGGGGCUGGUCGACUGGGAGGAGGCGGGGGCGCGCGCCAGGAGGAGCGGCAUGUGGGCGCUGCCAGGCCCCGAGCGCGAGGCGCAGGGCGGCUGCAUCAGCAACCUCGCCUUCAGCCACUGCCCCGAGCCCGCCAGCACCCAGGACGGCCGCGUGCACCUCUACUGCUUCGUCCGCCACCAACAGGCCUCUGCGCCUGGGCCGCCUCAGCACCAUCAAUUGCACACACAGCAGCAGCAGCACCAACACCAACGCCAGCAGUCGCAUACACAGCAGCAGCAGGAACAGCAGCAGCAGCAGCAGCAGCAGCAGCAGCAGUCGUCUCAGGGCCAGCAGCAGGCCGCCAGCCUGCUCGACCUUGGGAUGGCGGCCGGCGACAUGGUGCUGCUAAGCGUUGACGGCCUCCACACCGCGGUGGGGCGCGUGACGGUGCACGAGGUCACGCCCAGCAGCGUGGUGGUGGCCAGCCGCAGGCCGGUGCUGGUGGAGAGGUACAAGGCGCAGUGGCGGGGGAUGGGCGGGUGCGGGGGCCCGGCUGGGCGAGAGCAGCCGCAGCAGCAGCAGGACUGCCAUCUGCAGCAGCAGCAGCAGCAGCAGCAGCAGCAGCAGCAGGGCGCUGCGCUGUGGCGCCUGGACAAGGACGAGGUUGCGUCGCUGUCGGUCACGCUGCGCACCAACCUGCUGCGCAUCGCCUCGGACGGCGGCGGCGGCGGCGGCGGCGGCGGCCGCGCCGCGCGGCUGCGGGCGCUGAUCAUCGACCUCGCGGCGCCGCGCAUGCACAGCCUGGCGGCCGCCGCUCUCCCCGGGGGCGACGCGACGACCCAGGGGGCGCCGGGCGACGCGGCGUGCAGCACGCCGGGCGCGUCGACGGGGCUGCGGCUGCGGCUGCGGCUCGAGGCGGCGGAGCGGUACCUGUCAGGGGGCCACGGCGCUACAUUGAACGAGGAGCAGGCGGCGGCGGUGCGGCGGGUGGCGGGGGCGGAGGACUACGCGCUUGUGCUGGGCAUGCCGGGCACCGGCAAGACCAGCACCAUUGCGGCCGCAAUCCGCGCGCUGGUGGAGGGUGGGGCGCGCGUCCUCGUCAGCGCGUACACCAACAGCGCCGUCGACAACAUCCUCGUCAAGCUGGCACAGCUGGAGGUGCCUUUUGUGCGCCUGGGCCGCCAGGCCACCGCGCACCCCGACAUCCACCGCUUCAUGCUGGGCGGCGCAGAGUACCCGGACCGCAGCACCCCCGCACUGAGGGCCCUCAUGGACUCGGUGCGCGUGGUGGGCGUGCCCUGCCUGUCCUGCAACAACCCCCUCCUGGCGGGCCGCCACUUUGACGUGGCGGUAGUGGAUGAGGCCGGCCAGAUCACGCUGCCCGCGGUGCUGGCGCCACUCAUGAUCUCAAGCAGCUUCGUGCUGGUGGGCGACCACUACCAGCUGAGCCCGCUGGUGGUCAGCCCGCGCGCGGCGGAGGGCGGCCUCGGGGUCAGCCUGUUCCGCCGCCUGUGCGAGGCACAGCCACAGGCGGUCACCGCCCUGCAGCGCCAGUACCGCAUGUGCGCCGCCAUCAUGGCGCUCCCCAACGCCCUCGUCUACAGCGGCCGCCUCGCCGCCGGCAGCGCCGCCGUCGCGGGCGCCGAGCUAACGCUGCCGCGCCCCGAGGCGCUCGCGCGCCACCCGGCGUGGCUGCGGCCGCUGAUGGCGCCGGCGGUGAGGGUGGCCUUCCUGGACACAGACCCGACGGAUGCUGAUGUGGCGCCUUGCGGGGAGGUUCAGCUGCGCGAGGGGACGACGAACCCCGGGGAGGCGGCGGCGGUGGCGGCGCUGGCGGCGGCGCUGCUGGACGCGGGGGUGGCGCCCGGGGAGAUCGGGGUGGUGUCCCCCUACAGAGCCCAGGUGGGGGCGCGCUGGCUGGGGGUGGGGUUGUGGAUGUGGGGUCUCGACAGCACCGUUGGAUGA
This is a messenger RNA of Monoraphidium neglectum, 2283 nucleotides long. RefSeq names its product DNA replication ATP-dependent helicase Dna2. Gene Ontology annotation, cellular component: cytoplasm. Gene Ontology annotation, biological process: replication fork reversal. The transcript has 8 exons. Bases 1 to 2283 code for a protein of 760 amino acids. Gene Ontology annotation, molecular function: single-stranded DNA helicase activity; 5'-flap endonuclease activity. The record is from RefSeq and is a predicted model, not a curated record. NCBI's taxonomy places the organism in Eukaryota, Viridiplantae, Chlorophyta, Chlorophyceae, Sphaeropleales, Selenastraceae.